AGCUAUUCACCUAACGCGGACAUUUAAAAACCAAAACCGUGUCAAACUACCCUAGUCGGCAUCUGUACACUGAUCUGUCGCUACAUGGAUUUCCUCAAUGUAUUAAUUACCAAAAUGGAAUUUUACUUGAUAGCUGAAUUUAUAAUUUGAUACGGAGGAUGACAGACUCAAAAUCCAACACAGCGCGAUAGUUGAUUCAAGUCCAGCAGAGAGUAUGCGUCUCGCGCUAAGUGAACGUAGCGUUAUAUAUUUCGGGUCCGUUCGAGUAGGCUGACCCUGGAGGAUGGCGGGCGUGUUCGCUACAGACAGUCUCAGGUCCUACACGAUCUGUUAAAGACAACAGUGGGGAUUAUAUAAAUAUAUGUGUUUAUAUGUAGUUCCGCCGGGACUGUGUUGUUAGCGAUGGCUGUGAGCUUAAUAAUCGCAACAUACAUGUGUAUUUUACAUAUUCAUUUAUUGGGAUAUACCAAGGUACAGGCAGAUCCGUGUGUUGAAGGUCAGUAUACAAUAAUUGAUGACGUCAGACGUCGACCAAUCUUCAAUCCCGGUCAACUGUGUGAUGAUAAACUGUCACCCGGAUGGUACAGAUUUCUACUCAACGGAACUGACGCGGAGAUCCCCACAUCCUGUGUUGAGAGUAAAAGCUGUGGCACAUUUGCGCCGGUAUGGUUACGACUUCCGGCUGAGGGUUUACCACUUCCGGGAAAAACUAGAAAUGGCGAAGGAUGUGCUAAUUAUGAGGACUGCUGUGCCUUUUCCUUUCCCGUAGUAAUUAAAAACUGUAGAGACUUCUUUAUAUAUAGACUAGAGUGGAUUUACGGCUGUCCAGUCGCUUACUGUGCUUAUACUCCUCUAACAACAUGUUCCCAGGGACAAAUCUAUAUACGUCAUUUACAUAGCUGUAUUGAUCACAUAGUAGAGAUUACAAAACCUGUUAUACGUGUGCGCGUGAAAGGUAGUUCCAUAUCAUUAAACUGUACUUUCCACAUUCCGAAUGACGUCAUCGCUUCUACGUCACCCACAUUCCAUGUCGUUUGGUACAAAGGAGAGAGAGGGUUAUCAUCAAUAAUUCGCAAAACAUUCCGAACGGACACAAGUGACGCAAUUCGUGUAGGAAAUGACGUGUACGCGGGUAGAUCGAUAACAUGCGCAGUGCAGCCGGUAUCUGGAGUGCCCUCUGGUGAGAUAUCCAGUGACCCGUAUUUCUUGGGCGUUAAGAUCCAGGACGGUAACGUAACGCUGACGGAGGAUGGCCCAGUCCAGAACCUCACCUGGGUAUCACGACUACCUAUACUGUGUAACAAGCGGAGGAGAAGGCGAGCUAACUCGUGUGGGGCUAACCUCAUUUUCAGACUCGGCUCCCACGGAGAAGAUCGUUUUUCGAAAGUUUCAUUUUCCUCCUGUAAGAUACCCCUUCGGAGAGUUAAACGUUGUCCACGGAAUAUAUGUGCUCUGGAUCAAAUCCAGGUCGGGGUCGCCAGAAACCUGUACAAUCUGGAGCCAGAAGAGUAUGAUAUGACCGGCGAUAUCUAUUUCCAGGACGGGAGACUAUGGGGAGACACUCUAUCUAAAACCUAUAUAACUGUGUAUGAUCUUCCCUCCGCCACGUGUUUCGCAGUGUCAGGGGUCCAAUUAUUAACGUUCAGUUCGAGAAAAGAGAGAAUAAUGAGACGAGGGACCUACGUUUUAUUUCAAAGCGUUGACAGUAAUAUAGAGAUACACAUGCGAGUUGGGUAUUGUUUGAGGGAGGACGGACUGUGUAUAUGUGGGGUAGUAUUAAGAUAUAGAGAAAACGUUGUUACUAUCGAUACGUGUCGGCAAAAUACCAGAAAUGAAAAUGACGACAUUGAAGUAGACUUCCGGCUACAGUCUCAUGGCAGUGGUGGACCCAUCGUUUCUAAUAUGAAAGUUUUGGAAGGACGGAACAAUCGCCUUAUUCACAUACUGCUUAACGCAGAGGCACGUGUGCGUGUGGAUAUCAAUUCCGGACAGAUAGGAGUUGCCGUUCACGUGUCCGGUUAUUACACAGGAAAGGCAGAGGGACUGUGUGGACCAAUCACAUCGCUCGACAUAUCAUCUACCGGACCGGAAGUAAACAGACUCCCGGCGCCCCCUACUAGUACCAAUUCAUGGAGGUUUGCUCCUGGACGAAGCUACUUCGACCGACCACCGACACGAAAUAUUGAUAGCCAAUUCGAUAUCACGUGUGAUUGUUCCUUGGCAACAGCAGGCAAUCCAUGUCCGGAAAUGAAACCCUUUUUGACAACACAUCCAUUCAAAAGAUUCAAGGAUGUUACUAACGACUGGUGGAAUAGUGCCGUGGUACCUCCAGAUUACAGGUUUUCUGGUGAUGAAGACGUGGCCGAUGUUGAUAUAAGAGAAACUGUAAGCGAAGCAACUGCAAGUGAAAGGUGUGGUGAAUUCUUGUUGGCGUCAGACAUAGCCGACACAUGUACAGAUUUUAUCAACGAGAAAAUACAAAUCAUCAUAGAAUUGUGUAUAACAAUGGCAAUGGUCAACGAUGAAUCGUCAUGGAAACCAAAUAUUUUAAGACUUACCGAAAGUAUCUGCGAAUCUACCUUGGUUUCAAAGCCAUUUGAUAUAGAAACUAACGCGUCACGUGACAGUUAUAUGAAUGUGACGCUCUGCCCAGGAAAUUGUUACAAUAACGGAUUUUGCAGUGAUGAUGGAUGUAUAUGUUACUAUGGUUUCCAAGGAGUAGAGUGUCUCACAAGUCUAGUGUCAACGACAACGUCUACCUCGACAACAACACCAACAACAACUACCACAACUACCACCCCAACAACCACAACUACCACUACCACUCCAACAACCACAACUACUACUCCGACAACUACAACUACUACCACUCCAAUAACCACAACUACCACUCCGACAACUACAACUACAACUACAACUCCAACAACUACAACCACCACUCCAAUGACCACAAAAACAACCCCGACAACCACUGUUUCGAUAACCACACCGACUACGACACCUAGCAGUAAAUCCUCUACAACAACUGUCUUGAAGACAACAAUGGCCACAACACCACGACCAGUCCUUCAGAUACUUUUUACGACAUGCGAAAGACGAACAGGAGGAUGCGGUAGUGUACGUAUGUACCUGAAACGCCCCCUGAAAAACUUUAGCGGAGGAUGUGCAGUGCGACAUAUCCAGUUUAAGGACGGAGUCUGGGUGCCCAGCAGCAACAUGGAGAGGGCGAUCAUGAGAUAUAUAAACAUAGAGACAGUGGAGUGUAUGUUACCCGAAGAGUCCCGGGGGACGGACUUCACAACAUAUCAGGUUUAUGUGUUUGACUCUCACGGACACAUGUCGUCCACCAUGGUCUCCGCCAUUGACAGCGUUUGUCAGACGUGUUCAAUGGAAACAGGCUGCAGCUUCCGGGAAAACUCUUGUUUUAUCGACGAUAAAUGUUUCAACAGAGGCGAAACGAACACGAACAACCAUUGUCUGCAGUGUUUACCAGCACAGAGUGUGACAAUGUGGUCACCUCGCGAAGAUAAUCGUCGCCCGGUAGCGAGGCCGAAACAAACAUCUUUUUCAAUGAUUCAAGGAGACACUAUUUACACACGUGUUAACGCGUCAGAUCCGGAAGGAUCACCACUGAGUUUCAAAGUGGAUAGAGAGGAUGCCUAUAUAAGUCGGCAGGGGAUGUUUAAGUGGAAGUCAAGCGUUAGGUCACUGAGGAGAAACGGAAGUGCUGAAGUGUUCCGAGUGUCAAUAACGGACAAAUGUGGCGGGAAACGCACAGUAGUUCUACUUGUGGUAUUGUACCAGUGCGGAUGUAAACAUCACGGGGAGUGUGUCAGUCGGACUGUAAACUACAACAGAACAGCCAAUAGCUAUGAAUGUAACUGUCCGACUAGCUAUACUGGUUCUCGGUGUGAAUCAAGAGUUAGCGCCUGUAGAAGUAACCCUUGUUACCAGGGUGUUACGUGCUCUGACGUAGGAGAUGGGUUUAGGUGUGGCCAAUGUCCAGUGGGCAUGACAGGAAAUGGAAUCACAUGCGACAGAAGUUGUGCCUCCAAACCGUGUUUUCCCGGAGUACAAUGUAGAGACAUGGCUAUGUCUGACCCUGGUUUUACCCAUAAUGCCUUCGCCUGUGGAGAGUGUCCGCCAAACUACCUUGGUGAUGGCCAAAGGUGUAAGGCGCAAAGUGCGAACAUGUGUGAAAGAAACGUUUGUUCGCCACUUACUACCUGUAGGGAAACAAGACGCUAUCCAUAUUACAAGUGUAGUGCGUGUCCAUACGGUUACCUUGGUAACGGCACAACCUGUACAGCAAACACCUGUAACCAGUACUGCCCCCGGAAUCGUAUCUGUGUCUCCCCGGGAGUAUGUGCCUGUCGCCAAGGAUACACAGGUUUUAUAUGUCACCGACCUGUUUGCAAUCCACAUUGCCUGAAUAUGGGUUUUUGCCAAAGUGUAAAUAAAUGUCUAUGUAGGCAGGGCUACACUGGAGCGAGGUGCGAAACAGCGCAUUGCAAUCCGUCCUGUAUCAAUAACGGUCUAUGUAUCAGACACAACAAGUGUAGAUGUCAUGGAGGUUAUGGAGGAUAUCGCUGUGAGAUACCUGUUUGUAAUCCGCCGUGCAAAAAUGGUGGUGCAUGUCUUCCUGGUAAUAAGUGCCGAUGCACCCCGAACUACAAGGGUAAAGUGUGCAAUAAACCCAAAUGUUCACCGAAGUGUCAACACGGUGGAAAGUGUGUAAGUCCAGGAGUGUGUAGAUGCCGCGCUCGACACCGUGGACCUCGAUGUGAGAGAGCUGUAUGCCGAUUCCCAUGUCAAAACGGUGGGGUAUGCUCCAGUUACAACCGCUGUCAAUGUCGCCACGGUUUCCAUGGUCGCAGAUGCCAAUUUGCGCACUGUCGCCGAGUAUGCUUGCACGGGGGCCGUUGUGUGGGCGUCAAUCACUGCACGUGCAUCCAUGGUUACACUGGACGUUUCUGUCAAAGAGUCAAGUGCACACGAAACUGUAAUGGGCGAGGCUAUUGUCGGACACAUGACAAGUGUACGUGCAGGAGAGGGUAUUAUGGACCUAACUGUCAAUAUGCUUCGUGUUGGCCCCGCUGUCCCGAAGGUCAGAGGUGCCCAAGUCCCAGCGUUUGUCGGUGUCGCCGUACUACCAAUGGUCACAUAUGUCAGUGCACAGUCAGGACGUUAUACUCCGCACGAUACCAACAGAUACAGAACCACCCUAAAGUCACAAGGAGGUUAAGUUACCGACUGAAGCUUAACAGAUGAACAUAUGUCGAUGUUAUAGCAAUGAAGUCAGAAGACCUCUACGGAAACGUAUCCGGAAUCAAUAACGUUAUUAUGGUGUUUUCCUAUGGAGUUAUUGAAAACGAACUGAAAUGAACUCUAAAGAUGGACCUGGUACUGAUAAUUAAGUUCUUCUUUGUAAUAUAGUAUUGACGUUUCAUGUCCUUCCUGGAAAACAAUACAGGACAUUAUAUACUCACGCGAGAUACCACUCACGUGUUAAGGUCAUGUUUCCCGAUCAGACGUUCAAUUUCAAUCACCAAUCACUUGUUAAGAACACUUAUUCCCAUCAGCUGUGCAAAGUAUUGAGUGUACAUUUGAAAUUUGUGUACAAAUAAGAAUAUUCACAUUCAGUUCUGGUAUAGAAAACAUAAAGACGGCUUCCGUGGACAAUGUCGCCGAUAAUGAGGAUAAAGGACGUGUUUAAACAGGACAACACUUAAAAGUUCCGGUAGCUAUAUUUUUGUUCAAAUAGGCUGAUUUCAAGGACAUCAGAAACGGAAGACAGUGCGGAAUGGUUGCUAUGAAAGGAUUCAAAUCCUUUUGCUAUGAGCUUCAAUAAUAUAUUUCUGUCAGCUGACACAUUUACACCGGUGACCACACAAUCAUAAGUGCAAUAUCAAAGAUGACAGCAUGCUUCACUGACCGUCUUUAUUAGUGUGGAGAUUUCGGAUAUAGUUCCGGGUCAUAAUCUGUGUGUUUGGACAAUGUUUGUGGUGCUGUGAGGACAUUCUAUGAUAUUAUUUCGGACAAGGCUGAUGAUGGAUAUGACGUUUAAGAGUUAACGACUUUUAAUAGACAUAUACAAGUAUCAAAUUAAAGUGUCUUAUUGAUAUUAUAUAUUGUACACAUAAUUGCUUUAUUUAAUGUUAAUUAUAUAUUAUGUUAUUUAAUACUCAGCUAUUGGUGUAGUAAAUUAUUAUUAUAAAAAUAAUGGCUAUGCUAUUUUCAUAUUUGUUAUAUUUAAGUAUGUCAUUUCAUAGUGUUUCUUAUUUUAUUAAUAACUCUUUUAUAGCAAUCAAUACAACAUGUAUGUCAAUUAAACUAUGCUAAAAUAUAUAAGUGCUUCUUACAGUUGUAUACCGAUAUAAUGUUAUGUAGAAUCUCUCUAGUUACGACCUCGAUAGUAAGAUAUAUAUUUAUAUAAAUGAUAAAGAGGUAAUUACUUAUUCGAUCCUUACGUGGGGUUCCGCUAUGUACAGUAUAUAAGUACUGACAACAGAGAUAGCGUUUUGUCUUGUGUUUACUGUAAGUAUUUUCUCGUGUUUGUGUAGAUGUUUUGUCUCGAGUCAACUUUAAAUGUGCUGUCUCGUGUUUUCUGCAAAUUAGUACGCCCCUUCUUCACCCAUAAGUAAAGACUGCAUAUAGUAAUAAAUGUGCGUGAAAGCUUCCGUGAAUCCGUGCGUCCACAUUAGAGUUUUCGUGAACCCUGGGUUAACUCAUAUACACACGAUAACACACUAUCUAGGCCUCCGUCUCACCAGAUUUCAGUGGUCUUUGGUCAAGGAUUAGAGUUAACGAUGACACUUGAUCAUACUAAUCGAAGGAGUGGUCAACCUAUGUGAGCCCCUGAUCACUUUGCUUGCAUUGUGUCGUAUUAAAUAUAAAUAAAUUAUGGUUAGACAUGUGAACUCUCGACACAUAUUUCGUUAUUUCGCCAUAAAUGAGCAUUAAGUUUGAUAAUUUUGAGAUGUGGUUUUUGACCUCUGAUAUUGAAUAUGUCAUCUACGGUACUUUCAACUUUUUACCCACAUUUAGGUUAACUAUAUAUCUGGAAUGUUUUAGGUUAACUAUAUAUCUCGAAUAAUUUAGGAUAACUAUAUAUCUCGAAUGUUUUAGGUUAACAAUAUAUCUCGAAUAUUUAAGGUUAACCAUAUUUCUCGAAUAUUUUAAGUUAGCUUUGUUUUUCAAAUAUUUCAGGUUAACUUUAUGUUUCGAAUAUUUAAGGUUAGCUAUAUCUCGAUUAUGUUAGGUUAACUAUAUAUCUCGAAUAUUUAAGAUUAACUGUAUAUCUCGAAUAUUUUAGGUUCACUAUAUAUCUCGAAUAUUUUCGGUUAACUAUAUACCUAAUUUACCAUCCACACACCCAAAUCAAAUCAGAUUUCAUGUUUCGUUGGAUAGAGUUCAACGGGAGAGAUGAUUAUGAGGAUCAUGUUCUCUUUUAAAUAUGUUUUGUAUGUUUACACUGUGUAUGAGGAUAAGGAACAUUGAGUUGUUCAUAUGUUACAGCGUUAUCUAUGUGUUAAAUCUCUUAUUAUCUACAGUAUAUGUUUUGCUUAUUAUGAGUUUGCUAUUGACACUGUAUGCAUCCAAUCAAAUUUAUUUAUUUUUAUUUCCUCCUCAGAAAACAUGUCAGGUGAUCAUUAUAAACGAGUACCUAAUUGUUUUAUAUUGAACAGUAUAAUGUUGUCUACUUUUACUAAAUGUAUUUGUUUUAUAUGAACACAAUAAAGAUA
Pecten maximus is the source of this 7745-nucleotide messenger RNA. RefSeq lists its product as uncharacterized. Bases 403 to 5271 code for a protein of 1622 amino acids. The transcript has 33 exons. The record is from RefSeq and is a predicted model, not a curated record. Gene Ontology annotation, cellular component: cell surface; extracellular region. Lineage: Eukaryota; Metazoa; Mollusca; Bivalvia; Pectinida; Pectinidae. Gene Ontology annotation, molecular function: signaling receptor binding. Gene Ontology annotation, biological process: anatomical structure development.